AUGUGUAGUACAACGUCGAUUAGAACUGCUGCUAGUCUAAUUGUGUGUCGUUUAUCUGCUGGUUCUACUCCAGAUUUCUCUGUUCUCUUACUAAAAAGAUCCCCACAUGGUGCAUUUGGUGGCUUGACAGUGUUUCCUGGUGGUGCUAUUAGCCCAUCAGAUUUCGAUCCAUUAUGGACGAGAUCUACUUCCCACAGCACUAUUCCAUCACCCAUUUCCAAGGUUGGCUCCCAUCUUGCCAUAGCAGCUCUUAGAGAGACGUUUGAAGAAUCCGGCGUAUAUAUCACUCAUAAUCCACCUGAUUCGUCUAUACUCCAAGACUGGCGUGGUCGAGUCUAUAAUGAUGCCAGUCAGUUUCGUGUCAUGGCAAACCAGCUCAAUGCAUACCCUGCUCUCUCUCGGCUAGUAUACUGGGCAAAUUGGAUCACUCCCACAACCAUGCCAAAGCGAUUUGAUACUCAUUUUUUUAUGACCGUAGUGGAUCAGGAGUGUGGUUGGGGUGGACGUGUUGCAGCUGAUGGUGAUGAAACCAUCACUGCCGAGUGGAUGACACCUACUCAUGCGCUGUCUUUAUUUGAACAAAAGAAAAUAACAACUCUACCACCGCAAUUCAUCAUGCUGAAAGAGCUGUCAACCAUGUCCUUCUCACAGCUGAAAGGCAUGGUUGACUCGGCACAUACAUACUUGCGACCUAUCGAACCAAUAUUGCCAGAGUACAUUGGCAAAUCUGGUCAGGGUGAUGUAGUCAUGGCACUGCCUGGGGAUGAGCGGCAUUCGACAUCUUCACCUGGAUGGACAGGGAAAAGGCGUAUUACAUUGGUGAAAGAAAAUGGUCUAGUGACAGGAUUGAAACUGGAAGAAUCGACCACCACUGGCUUAAAGCUUUGA
Molecule: messenger RNA, 888 nt
Organism: Batrachochytrium dendrobatidis JAM81
Lineage: Eukaryota; Fungi; Chytridiomycota; Chytridiomycetes; Rhizophydiales
Exons: 4
Coding region: 1-888 (295 amino acids)
Cellular component (GO): mitochondrion
Molecular function (GO): hydrolase activity, acting on acid anhydrides, in phosphorus-containing anhydrides
Source: RefSeq, a predicted model, not a curated record